Ceratina calcarata is the source of this 1794-nucleotide messenger RNA. RefSeq names its product serine/threonine-protein phosphatase 2A activator. Gene Ontology annotation, molecular function: peptidyl-prolyl cis-trans isomerase activity; protein tyrosine phosphatase activator activity. The record is from RefSeq and is a predicted model, not a curated record. Gene Ontology annotation, cellular component: protein phosphatase type 2A complex; nucleus; cytoplasm. Gene Ontology annotation, biological process: mitotic spindle organization. Lineage: Eukaryota; Metazoa; Arthropoda; Insecta; Hymenoptera; Apidae. Bases 325 to 1350 code for a protein of 341 amino acids. The transcript is spliced from 8 exons.
CUAUUUUCUUAUUUUAUUUACUAUCUUAUUAAUUGACUUCUCUUAUGAUAAGAAACCAAUUUUUGUUGAGAGCGUCUUUAGACGUCUUUCUCGUCUAGUUUUAAUGAUCUUACGAGUACAGCAGAUACAGAAGAGCAGCAGAGUGUAGUUCGUUCAUCUCAGAUAAGUUUCUUCUGAACAUCGCAAAAAGGAUUUCACAUCUAAUUCCAUCCUGAUUCAUAUGUUUUGUGAUAUUGUAUAAAUACAUGUAGCCUUUCAUUUCUUUGCACAACAACUGAAUUAAUCGACUUCGAUACAUGAUAAUUAAGUUCUAAAACAAUUACGAUGACAACAUCGAAGACUCCAGUAUCGCUCGUUGACCAUGAAUUCGUCAUUCCGAAAAAAGCGAUUAAAGUACCAAAUGAUAUGGCAAAUUGGGAAAAAUCGGAAGCAUAUUUUGAAUACUUAGGAUUCAUUUUAGCCUUAAAUGAAGCAGUUCAAGGAAAAGCUUUAAAUGUUGAAUGUCCACCAAGUCCUAUAAUAGAAAAUGUUGUUCAAAUGCUUAAUGAGUUUGAUGAAUGGAUAUCUCAGAUACCUCCAACUGAACAACCUCAACGUUUUGGUAACAAAUCAUUUAAAAUAUGGCAUGAAAGAUUGCAACAGAAUGGAAUGCAGGAACUGCAGAAAGUAUUACCUGAAAAGUAUCAUAGAGCAGUUCCAGAGAUAGUUGAAUACUUGAUUGAGGGUUUUGGUAACCAAACUCGUAUUGAUUAUGGCACAGGACAUGAAAUGGCAUUUAUAAUGUUUUUAUGUUGUAUGUUUAAAAUUGGGGCUUUUGUACAAGAUGAUAAAGUUGCUGCAGUUGUCAAAAUAUUUAACAGAUACCUGCAAUUGGUGCGUAGAUUACAGUUAACUUAUCGGAUGGAACCAGCAGGUAGCCAUGGGGUGUGGAGCUUGGACGAUUAUCAAUUCGUUCCAUUUAUUUGGGGAAGUGCCCAAUUAAUUGGACAUCCUCGUAUAGAACCUCGUCACUUUGUAGAGCCAGACAUCAUCCAAUCAUACAGUAAACAAUACAUGUUUCUUGGCUCUAUAGAAUUCAUCUCAAAGGUAAAAAUAGGUCCAUUUGCUGAGCACUCGAAUCAGUUAUGGAAUGUCAGUGCAGUAUCAUCGUGGGUAAAAGUAAAUAGUGGUCUUAUUAAGAUGUACAGAGCUGAAGUACUGGCAAAAUUCCCUGUUAUUCAACAUGUUUUAUUUGGAUCUUUAUUAUCGAUAACGCCGGCAGCUAUACCUCCUGUUAAAAAAAUUCAUCAAACUAAAUCUACAGAACUACAACCACCACAACCACCACCACCACCUUCAUCUAGCAAGUAAUCAGUAUUGUACAAGUGCGCUUAAUAUUUGUUGAUAUAGUUUGUAUCAAAUAUUCAAUAUUUAUAAUAAAAUUGUACAUUACUAUAAUUAUGCUAAAUAUCAAAUUAAUUCAAUGCAUUAUAUACGAUUACAUUAAUUUAUUCGAAUUUGUGAUGUUUUAAAGCGUCAGUUAACUUUGAAGCAAUAUACUAUUCACUGUAAACGAAAUUAUAAUACAUAUAAGUAUUAUUCAGAAUCUGUGAACUCCAUAUAAUAUUAAGUAGCUUAGAUUAUUUUUGCAUUUUAUCUAGUCUAUAGAUCAUUUGUAUAUAAACAUAUUAGUCGUAGGUAGUAACAACAGUCCUUUGGACGUAAGUAAACACCACUUUAACAAUAAAGAUUCCUCUCGCGUAGAAGUCAUCCAAUAAAAUGUACAAAUCUACGAAGUGGAAUAUUCCUUGUGAA